Messenger RNA from Stegodyphus dumicola, 588 nucleotides. RefSeq names its product RING-box protein 2-like. Gene Ontology annotation, molecular function: zinc ion binding. The record is from RefSeq and is a predicted model, not a curated record. Lineage: Eukaryota; Metazoa; Arthropoda; Arachnida; Araneae; Eresidae.
AACUGUGAUAUUUAUCGUUUUGUUCAGCCUGUCGUAUUAGGAAACUGGUAGGUCUAAGUUUUUCUGUUACAUAUUGUCAAUUACAGUUUGGUUAAAAUGAAUCGAGACAACGAAGAUGCUAAUAUGGCAGAUGAUGAGGAAUCUGCAGACCGUGAAUUUGAUACUAACGGUCAGAAACCUGAAAAAAUGUUUACAUUAAAGAAAUGGAACGCUGUAGCAAUGUGGAGUUGGGAUGUGGAAUGCGAUACCUGUGCCAUUUGUCGAGUACAGGUUAUGGAUGCUUGUUUGAGAUGCCAGGCCGAAAAUAAGCAAGAUGAUUGCGUUGUUGUGUGGGGCGAAUGUAACCACUCCUUUCACAAUUGCUGUAUGUCUCUAUGGGUGAAACAGAAUAACAGAUGUCCCUUGUGCCAGCAAGACUGGCUUGUUCAAAGAAUAGGAAAAUGAUUUCAGCUGUACUUGAUGGCAAUUUUGUAUUUAUUAUACACUAUGUAAAUAGUCAUUAUUUUUAAUGCUUUUAGUUGAGAUUUAUCUGAUUGUGUAAAAAAAAAAAAAAAAAAAAAUGCUAUGAAUAAAUCUGUUAGAACAAUU